CCCAGCUGCCGAGAAACAACCGACCUUUAUCCAUCACUCUCGUCCCACCCCACCCCACUCUCCUCUCCUCACCCACCCCCAACUCCCCAUCCUCUAUCUCAUCAACCCAAUCGCCCGUCCCCAAUCUCCUCACCCCCAUCUUUCCCAGCCUCCUACCUCCCACCCGCCCCCUUCUCUCCUCAGGGACCCUUGUCCAGUAGACUGCAGCUCAGACUCCUCCCCUCCCGCCUACCUCUGCCCUUCACACUCCCUGCCUCUCACCUUCUCUCCCCGGCCCCCCUCACCGUCUCUUCCCCCCUCCCUCUCAAAUUCUCUUCCCCCCCUUCUCUCACCGUCUCUUCCCCCUCGCCCCUCGGCUUCUCUUCCCCCGGCCCCUCGCCAUAUCUUUCCCCGCCCCCCCACCUUCCCUCGCCUUCUCACCCCCAGCGCCCCCUCACCAUUUCUUCUUCUUCCCCCCCCCUCUCGCCAUCUCUCCUCCCCCCCCACUUCACCUUCUAUUCCCCUGUCACUGCCCUCACCUUAUCCGUGCUAUCGUACCUUAGCCGUCCUAGUAUUCCCUUAGUCGAUAUGGAGCCGAUCCCCGACGCCGAGAAGUCGGCGCCGACUUGGGCUGACUUUCCCCUUAGACACCGAAUGGGUCGCGGUCUCAGCUUCACCUUCGAGUGGGACGACUUCGCCGCCCUUCGUGACCAGAAGAGAGAGUUCACCGACAGAUGCUUGGGAUUCGCCAUCAGGACCUCGAUCCGGCACAUCGACCCGCAUACCGGGAAACUGAAGCACCGCGACGAGGCCAUCCGCGUGCUGAAGCUAUUCCGCACGGCAGUCCUGGCCGAGCUGGGGCGUCCCGGUAGGCAGUGGGACGGGGCACCGCCAUCACAAGCAGUGGUGGAGGACAGGCUUGCCGACUGCGACCACCCUAUCCGCGACAAAGUGCCAGACACAGUGUCGGACGAGAAGGUCGGCACCGGCAUGCUUGCCGCGACGUCGUUCGGGUGGGUGGCCAAGCAGGUUGACCUGCUGACGGGCGAGAAGGGUCGUGGUGCGGUGAGCAUCGAGAACAUCAAGACAAAGGGGCUAAAGUCGUUGCGAGACAGCAUGGUGGAGUACAUCUGCAAGCGCAUCGCCGAAAAACGCUCUGCGGCGCCGACAUCACAACCCGCCGACAGUGUAAUUGAUGACGACGGCGCGGAAAGACAGACGGCGCCCCAAGCAGCAGUUGCCGCCCAGCAUCAGGGGAACGCGAGGGUGUCUGCGGAAGGAGGAAACGGUGGUGGAGGAGGCAACGCUGCGACAGGCGGAGGAAGGAAGGAAGAGGAGGAGUCGGAGGAGGAUUCGGAGUCGGAGUCGGAGUCUGAGGAGGAGGCGGAGGAGGAGGACGAGGCGGUGAAGCGGAAGGACGAGGAGGAGGACGAGGAGGAGGAGGAGAAGGACGAGAAGGAUGACGGCGAUGAGGAGGAGGAAGGGAAGGAUGAGGAGGGGGAAGGGAAGGAUGGGGAGGGGGAAGGGAAGGAUGAGGAGGGGGAAGGGAAGGAUGGGGAGGGGGACGGGAAGGAUGAGGAGGGGGUGGAGGAAGUGGUGGAGUACGAGGUGGAGUUCGAAGAGGAGGAAGCUGCAGUAGAGGCGGUGGGGUCGGUGGAUGAAAAGAACGAGGAAGCGGAGGAUGGCGAUGCGGGUAAUGAUACGAGGUCGGCGGAUGGGGGGAAGGAGAAGGAUGAGGUCGGCGUGGAGGCAAUGACGGAAAAGGGCCAGGAGGAGGCGGCAUGCGAAGGUGGGAAGGUGUCGGUCGACGCCGGCGAAGCGGCGAACACCACGGGCGUGCAGGAGACGGGGGACGCUUCUGGUCGGCAGGGUAAUGAGCUGGACGACGUCGAGCAGGUGCGACGGGAGAACUGGCUGUUGAGGGCGGAGAACGCUCGGCUAGCGACGUUGCUCGAUGCGGAGCAGGCUCGGCUGGACAGGUUUUUUGUUGGGAUACGUGGACUCGUCGACCACGUGAAGGAGUUGGCCGAGCAGGUCGACGACACCGAGAAGUAUGCGGCGGAACAGCUGCGAAACGCGACGGCGGCCAUGUCGAAGACAAUCACGGGCAACAUCACCGGCAGCUUCGACGAAGCGUGGAAGACGAUGAAGACCUUCGCGGAACAGGCGACGGCGUGGUUGGAGGACUUCGACAACCCGCAGGGUCGUGUGGCAGUUGCACACGCGGUAGCGGUCGACGCGUUGGCCGAGCAUGUGACUGGGGUGGUGGGCGAAGCGCAGCGGGGUUUGGAGCUGUACAUCACGACGCAACUAUCCGCCGCGCAGGUCAACAUCGCCACCGCUGUGACCACCAGGCUCCCCGUGCAGCCGCCGCCACCGCCUCCGCCCACGCCGCCCGCCCUCCCAGAAGAGCUCUUGAAGUCGUUCAAGGCCGACAUUAUGAAGGCGGUGACGGAGGCCACCCAUCAGUCUUUCGUCGCUUCCGGGAUGAAGAUGAUGGCCGAGAUGGUCGGCACUGUGGCGCCUGGUCGACGUGGGUCGUCGCCGUCGGCCAAUGACGCCGAUCACGCGCAACGGAAGACGGCCGACAAGCAGGGCCUGAAGAGGACGGGCAACGGAGACGACAAGGAGAGCGCGAAGGGCGACGCGAAGCGGAGCAAGGGAUCGGACGGGAGCCGCGGCUCGAAGCCUGCGCCACAGAGCGUGGACGACCAGCUGAAGACGAAGGCGGGGUGGAGGGUGAUAAGGACGUCGAACACCAAGGGUGGCGGAAGCGGGACGGCAGAGGGUGGCCCUGCCGACGGGGUUGCGGCUAACGUCACCGCUCAGCCAGGCCCACCUUUGGUCGCCGAGCAGACCCAUCCUCAGGCGAGCGGUGGGAAAGUCGUGACCGACAAGGAGGUCCCAAAUGCUCAGGCGGCGGAAGAUGGCGGCGCCGGAACCACCAAGGGACCGUCCGUGGUGGCCAAGGGCAACGCGAAAGCUGCUUCUGCUACGGUCGCCGGCACCACCAAGUGCCCUCCCCGUAACCCCCCUGCGGCUACCAGCGCGCCUGCCGGCCAGUCAGGUGCGACCAAAGAUGGGGAGGCCCGUGCGGCCCCUCCAGCUACAGGAGCCCCGGCUGCCGGCAAGGGCGGCGCGAAGGCUGCUUCGGCUAAGGGCGCUGCUCCGGCAUCAGCUAAGGGGCCCCCCGGUGCUGACGCGCUCAGGGAGAUGCUCCGCCGCAUGGAGGCACAUAGCAGGGACGUGCAGCAGCAUCCCGUGGUCGAAGCCGGCCUUGCCGGAACAGCACGUCGCUCCGUCACUCCGCAGGUUGCCGGCACAUCGCCCGGGGCCCCACCUGCAGCGCAUCCGGUCGCCGCCCCACCGCCUGCGGACUCCAAGUCAGCAUUUCUGCGCGCCCAUUUAGUCGGACGCAAAGCGGCCGCUCCACCGGUGACUCAGCAGGAACACGGCAAAAGCGCGACGACGACGUCGGUAAACGCGACCGCACCCUCACCAGGUGCAGCUGUGGUCGAUGCGGCGGCGGAGAGGGGAGUGAGUGCAGCGCUAGCCACCAGCGGCCGCGCCGACAAGCAUGCCGAACUCGCUGCCGUCCUGGCCCAUUUUGAUGCAGCAAAACGCCUUGAGCACGCCCCUGCUCUGGCCAUCAUGGACACGGCGCAUGUCGGGCCGUCGGCGACCCACGGUGGGGGAUCGGCGGAGCCGACGGCUGCAACGGGUGCUGUCGCCGAGAGAAAUGCGGGAGGGAAGGGGAAGGUCGACACCGGGAAAGGGAGGGCGGUCUCUCAGAGGAGCACGCGGGCGAUGUCGGCGGGGAAGGAGAUGUCGGAAGAGAAAGGGAAGAAGGCGGAAGGGAGUCAGGACAAGAAGGGCGGCAAGGGUAAGCCGGCGAAGAAGAAGGAGAAGGCGGAGGAGGAUGACGAGGAGGGCGGCGAGGGAGAUAAAGAACGCAGGGGUCAUGGCAUCCGCCAAGACAGGUCCGGCGACGGGCAUGGGUGGGUGGGCGAGAUUAAGGUAAACGGACGGAAUCGAUACAUCGGCAAGUCGAGGGAGAAGAUGGAGCUGGCCUACGAGCACGCGAUUGCAUACGUCGUCUACGACGGCUACGUGAGCAAGGUGCUCAUGAAGGAGCUCACCGUCUUGAAGCCGGGGGAGUUGGAGAAAUGGAAGGAGGUGUGGGAGGAGGUCAAGUUCUUACCGACUGGGUUGUGGACGGUGAUGUGGGCCAGAGGCUUGUGCCAUCCGAGAGCAAGGUAA
Closterium sp. Naga37s-1 is the source of this 4239-nucleotide messenger RNA. NCBI's taxonomy places the organism in Eukaryota, Viridiplantae, Streptophyta, Zygnematophyceae, Desmidiales, Closteriaceae. The record is from the annotation of a GenBank genome assembly.